Messenger RNA from Passer montanus (Eurasian tree sparrow), 2739 nucleotides. It is a transcript of the gene MSTN, whose product is annotated as myostatin. NCBI's taxonomy places the organism in Eukaryota, Metazoa, Chordata, Aves, Passeriformes, Passeridae. Bases 121 to 1248 code for a protein of 375 amino acids. Gene Ontology annotation, biological process: SMAD protein signal transduction. Gene Ontology annotation, cellular component: extracellular region. The transcript has 3 exons. Gene Ontology annotation, molecular function: cytokine activity; growth factor activity. The record is from RefSeq and is a predicted model, not a curated record.
CACCAGUGUGGCAAGCUGUCUCUCAGAUUGCAUUUGCUUUCACGGAUCUGUUUAGUACUGAAAGGGAAAGGGGGAGGGGGAAAAAAAAGAAGGCAAAAGUGCUGCACUGAAUGUGAGAUCAUGCAAAAGCUAGUGCUCUAUGCUUCUAUUUACCUGUUCAUGCUGAUUUCAGUUGAUCCGGUGGCUCUUGAUGACAGUAGUCAGCCCACAGAGAACGCUGAAAAGGACGGACUGUGCAAUGCUUGUACGUGGAGACAGAAUACAAAAUCUUCCAGAAUAGAAGCCAUAAAAAUUCAAAUCCUCAGCAAACUGCGUCUGGAACAAGCUCCUAACAUUAGCAGGGAUGUUAUUAAACAACUUUUACCCAAGGCUCCUCCACUGCAGGAACUGAUUGAUCAGUAUGAUGUGCAGAGAGAUGACAGUAGCGAUGGCUCUUUGGAAGAUGAUGACUAUCAUGCCACCACCGAAACGAUUAUCACAAUGCCUACAGAGUCUGAUUUUCUUGUACAAAUGGAGGGAAAACCAAAAUGUUGCUUCUUUAAGUUUAGCUCUAAAAUACAAUAUAACAAAGUAGUAAAGGCACAAUUGUGGAUAUACUUGAGGCAAGUCCAAAAACCUACAACGGUGUUUGUGCAGAUCCUGAGACUUAUUAAGCCCAUGAAAGAUGGUACAAGAUAUACUGGAAUUCGAUCUUUGAAACUUGACAUGAACCCAGGCACCGGUAUUUGGCAGAGCAUUGAUGUGAAGACAGUGUUGCAAAAUUGGCUCAAACAGCCUGAAUCCAAUUUAGGCAUCGAAAUAAAAGCUUUUGAUGAGAACGGACGGAAUCUUGCUGUAACUUUCCCAGGACCGGGGGAAGAUGGAUUGAACCCAUUUUUAGAGGUCAGAGUUACAGACACACCAAAACGGUCCCGCAGAGAUUUCGGUCUCGACUGUGACGAGCACUCGACAGAAUCCCGCUGUUGCCGCUACCCGCUGACGGUGGAUUUCGAAGCCUUCGGGUGGGAUUGGAUUAUCGCUCCCAAAAGAUACAAAGCCAACUACUGCUCCGGAGAAUGCGAGUUUGUGUUUUUACAAAAGUACCCGCACACCCACCUGGUGCACCAAGCCAACCCCAGAGGCUCGGCAGGCCCUUGCUGCACGCCCACCAAGAUGUCCCCCAUCAAUAUGCUGUACUUCAAUGGCAAAGAACAAAUCAUCUACGGCAAGAUACCAGCCAUGGUUGUAGACCGCUGCGGGUGCUCAUGAGAUCCUCGCCAGAUCCACCGCUUCACACAUCGUGGAAGCUACCAAAAAAAAGGAAAAAAAAAAGAAAAAAAAUAAGGAGAAAAAUAGAAGAAGUUAUACCCCCUCACCAGUCUCUCAAACUGUGAAGUUACGUACACAAGGCAUUGCCGACCUCCUGUGUGCUACCAGCAGCAGUUACAGAACGUGAACUAAAGGACAAUGUAAUUACCUGAUGGCUGCUUGUGAGCCAGCAAAAGAGAAAAGCUACAAUCAAAAUCACCGGAUUUAAUCCGCAAAGUUCUUACAUUAUGAGGGAAUCAAUAUUCAGUCGUUUGGAUGCAAAUUUAUAUGCAGGUUUCAGUACACAUUGGUAAUCAAAAGCAAGCUCCUUCUCACCUGAGGACAGAAGGAGCAGGCUUUUGGGUUCCUUUCUUCACAGCUUCAUUUAAUGUCAUAUUUACAGGAACAUAUAUACUGGUAACAUAUACACCACUACACAAUACCACCAGAAUCAUCCUUAAACACUUGAAUAUAUAGUGCAGACUUGUGAAAUGUAUCAGAUGAAAUUCCACAUAAAUGGACAAACCCUGAAAUUAGGGAUGGCAUAGUGUAUUUAGCGUGUUUCCAUUCCUUUUUCUCAUUAGUAUGUUAGUAAUCAAUGGCAAUGGUGCUACGUAAGCAGGCUGAAUAAAUAGAAAGAUAGUUAUAUAAGUGAAAGAAUUUAGGCUUAAUAAUGAAUUUGCCCUAUCCUCAGGUACACUAUUCAACAUUCUCAAGAAAUAGAUAUUUUGUAAAUGAAAAGGAAUAGUUUUCUAGACAUAGAAAAACAGAAGGCAGCAGAGAAAUCCAACAUUCAAAUUGCAAUCCCACAUUUUAACCUGCCUUUGCAACAUUACCGUUUGCACUAUGGUAAACCAAUGCAAAUAGUUGGUUGCUACAGAUAUUGUUUAAAAACCACUUUGAUAUAACUGACUUGUGUAAUAUGUAUGCAUCAAUAUUUUGUAAAUAAAUGUUUAUUUUUUAAUCACUGUUGGUAUAUGUUCAUCACAAGAAAAGAACUACUUUAACCUGUACUUUAGUUUAAUAAACAAACCCCAAUAUUCUCUUCAUAAUAUAAUUUUCUGGAUUUUAACACAAAUAAUACGUAGGAACAAUGCAACAAAGUAAACCAUAUGUUGAGAAUUAUUCUACAUUUUAUAUGUUUUUUACAUUGGUAUGAGCCAUCUAGGAUAAAUGAUGGCAGUUGACAUGUUUAUAAGGUUCUUUGGGUUACUGUUUUUAUGGUCAUUUUGAUCCACAACUGAAUUUCCAUAUUUUAAAUGUUAUGUUCAUAAAUAAUAAUGAUACCACAAAAGAUUGCUAUUAAAUGCAUUUUAUUAUAUUUAAAAGUUUGCAGCAAAGUAUUUUCUGUAUUUGAGUAAACAUAGUACAUGGAUUUCCACACAAAUUCUGUACAUUUUCCUUAUGGUAAAAAAUUGUUCAUUGAAAUUAAAAAGAUCUAUUUACUAUAAA